AUGAAGGCCGUUUUAAUUUUUGAUACCGUAAAUGACUUACUUUUUUCGAAGUGGGAUGAAAACUUUAUACAGCGUAUGAAAUCUUUCAAUGGUCAAGAAAAAGAUGUAAAUAUUACUGACAGUCAUCAUGUGUCUCAAUUGCUGUCUCCAAUUAUAACUUCUCAACGUGUAAUGGCAGCUCAAUUCAGUAACACCUAUACAUCAAUGCAAUGUAAGGAUAAAACAACAAUUGUAUUUGAUGAGUGGCUUGAUCAUGUUUUCAUGAUAAUUAGUGAAGACGAAGUUGAUGAAGCACAUCGGGAAUUACUUGACUGUAAAACACUUGUACAGCACAUCUGUGGACAGAAUAUAAACCUGUUACAUUCAUCUAUAUACCAGGAUUGGUUGUCAGCGCUCCUAGAAAGUCGUGGAAAAGGUGAUUCGAUACCGGGUGCCAGUGGAGUGAUUGGAGAAAGUGGAGCAACAGGAGCAGCUCUUAAUGCCUUAAAGUCUAUCUCGAAGGAAAUAAAAUGCUCUCCUCAUAAUCACUAUCAUCUUGUGUUGUUUGUGGGUGAUAAGAUGUUAGCUUUGUAUUCUAGUCGUGGUUGUGAAGAUCUGAUGCCUCCAGAUGUGAUACUACUUAGUAUCCAAUGCAUAGCUGCUCAAGAAUACUGGCGAGAAUUAAGAGAACUAGAUAAUGGUGCUCAUUGUGAUAAUUCACACUUACCGUGGCUGUCUGAGGAAAACAGUGCUAUAGUGAACCUCUGUGCUGGAUUAACGGGAGCCCCUUGUGCCCCACACUCCUUACAUCUUGUGGAAAUUGCCCCACGGAUUGUGUUUGCAGUUCUAAUUGAUAUGGAAUUAAGAGAUAUCGGUAUUGCAGUUCACUUAUCAAGUCAAAUUUUGUCAAAUUUGCGAAGAAUUUUAUUACAGCGAAACUUAGAACUGUUACCUAAUACACUUGAUUCUUUAGAAGUUGCGUUAAAAAAGACAACAGAUGCACUAAAAAAAAAUAAAGCUCACUCCACACUCUGCUCUCGAGUUACAAGCAGAAUGUUGGAAUUACGCAAGUCUUGUACUACGACUACACCUUUGACACCAGAGACAACGGCAACAGCUAUGCGCACGGCCUUAGAAGCGGUUAUAGAACAACUGAAACCAGAUAUACCGAGUUUAAGAUUGGAGCCAUCUUUGAAAGAGCUUAAGAACCUUCUGGCACCCUACAUGGAUUUUCUCCGUGCUAAAGCGAUGCGAUACUUCAAUUUGGGAUCGUAUCCUUUGGUCGGGUCGGGCGGCUCGCUGGCGCACAAGUACGUGGAGGAGUUCCCCGGCCUCGUGCACUUCGUGUUCGCCGACCGCACCGCCGCGCGCUGCCUGGCGCCCGACAUGGCGGACUGCGUCGACAUGCUCACCGCCGACACCGUACGCAGCAUCGUGCGGACGUCGUCGCGCGUGCUACGCGAGGGCUACGGCGCGGCGGCGUGGCGGCGCGGCGCGCUGCACGUGUGCGCGCUGCGCUGGUUCGAGAGGAGGGGGGCCGCCGCGCGCCCCGCCGCGCCGCCGCACCCCGCCGCCGUGCGCGCGCUGCCGCCGCCCGCAGACAUCCGCGCCGCCUUCUACAGACAACUAGUAGAGAUAGCGUUCCCCAACGACAGCCAAGGCGUGAGCGUCAAGGAGUUGAUCUGCAUACACCUGGGCUUGGUGCCCGCGUCCACCGCAGUGCAACAAGCGCGACGCUUGGCACAUUCUGUCUAUGAACUCACUGGGGAAAACAGCGCUUUUGCGUCGGAUUUACUUUAAAUUUUCAUAGUUAAUGAUUAAGGCAAAGUUACUACUUCAGACUUUACUCGUCAUAAAAUCUUCUUUAUACGAGUAGGUAUAACAUUUUUGAUGCUAGGUGGAUUAGAUUUUUGUCACAAUAUGUAUGAUAUUAAUCAAUUAUUGUUAAUGAUUCUUGAUAUUAUUCCGUUACUAUAAAUACUAACAAUUAGUAACGAAAUUUGAACGCAUCAUAAAAAAUACCUGAAUUUUUGAAAUAAAAUAUCGUACUUAUUUAUAAAUACAUUUCCGACUAAAUUUAUUUUCUAUUGAGUAUACUCUAUAAACUAUUAUAACGGCUGUUUUACUAGAAAAUCAAUAAUUUUACAUAUCUUCGAUGAUACUCCAAUACCGCGUAACUAACAGUUAUUACAAGAAAAUCAAAAAAGUUUACCUCGUCCCAUGAGGUCACCUGAGUGGACGUCAGAACCGCGGGUGCAACGGUCAUCUAGGAAUGUUUCCAAAACUGCAAAUCUACAUAUCAUACAGAAAGAAUGGUAGUUUUGUACUUUGCUCGUGAAUAUAAAGGAUUUUUCGAAGAAAAUUUGAACUUGAAAGUAAAUAAAUACUAAGUAAUAAA
This is a messenger RNA of Melitaea cinxia (Glanville fritillary), 2377 nucleotides long. RefSeq names its product Hermansky-Pudlak syndrome 1 protein homolog (gene HPS1). Gene Ontology annotation, molecular function: guanyl-nucleotide exchange factor activity. Gene Ontology annotation, cellular component: BLOC-3 complex. Gene Ontology annotation, biological process: vesicle-mediated transport. The transcript is spliced from 11 exons. Bases 1 to 1779 code for a protein of 592 amino acids. Lineage: Eukaryota; Metazoa; Arthropoda; Insecta; Lepidoptera; Nymphalidae. The record is from RefSeq and is a predicted model, not a curated record.